Hemibagrus wyckioides is the source of this 1653-nucleotide messenger RNA. RefSeq names its product splA/ryanodine receptor domain and SOCS box containing 1 (gene spsb1). NCBI's taxonomy places the organism in Eukaryota, Metazoa, Chordata, Actinopteri, Siluriformes, Bagridae. Gene Ontology annotation, biological process: proteasome-mediated ubiquitin-dependent protein catabolic process. Gene Ontology annotation, molecular function: protein binding. The coding region runs from base 380 to 1201 and encodes 273 amino acids. Gene Ontology annotation, cellular component: SCF ubiquitin ligase complex. The transcript has 3 exons. The record is from RefSeq and is a predicted model, not a curated record.
AGGGCUGGUUCUCUCGUUGUAGCAGCCAUCAUAUAACCCUAAUACAAGUCCUUAUUUUAAAAAAAAAAGAAAAAGCAGAGGAGCUGAAGAAGCGGAUGGACAGCCAUGGGUUUGCACAGGAAUACAAUUUAAAAGAAGCCUCUCUAAACGCUGCCAGGCUUAUGUUUCGUUUUCGUAUGUAGGCCACAUCAGCUGCAGGUGGGGUAAUUGGCACCUUCUUUGACCUGUUUUUGUGGUGCCCCUUGAUCCAGAAGCAUCACCACUUUGUGGCAGGGCUGAGUUAAAGGAGCCGAACCCCGGCCAUCUUUGCUGUUUGCCAUUCCUUGCUGGGAUUUGAGGAGGGCGGGCGACACAAGGCGCUAUCCAAACCACCCAGAGCAUGGGGCAGAAGGUUCCAGGGGGCAUAAAGACCGUGGACAUGCGGGAUCCCACGAGCCGGCCACUCAAGCUACAGCUGCAGGCCUUGGAAUACAGCAAACCGCCACGGUUGGACAUGCUACUGGACAUGCCGCCUGCCUCCACCCAGGUGCAGGUGCAGCACUCGUGGAACAAUGACGACCGCUCGCUUAACAUCUUCGUCAAAGAGGACAACAAGCUCAUUUUCCAUCGGCACCCGGUGGCUCAGAGUACGGACGCCAUACGCGGUCGCGUCGGCUACACUCGUGGCCUUCACGUCUGGGAGAUUUCCUGGGCUCUGCGUCAGCGUGGCACUCAUGCUGUUGUGGGUGUAGCCACUGGUGAGGCCCCUCUUCACUCGGUAGGAUACACAGCACUGGUCGGAAACAAUAACGAGUCCUGGGGCUGGGACCUGGGCCGAAACAAACUCUACCACGAUGGCAAAAAUCUGCCCAGCAAGACCUACCCGGCUUUCCUGGAGUCGGAUGAGACGUUUAUUGUCCCAGAUUCAUUUCUGGUGGUGCUGGACAUGGAUGAGGGCACUUUAAGUUUCAUUGUAGAUGGACAGUAUUUGGGGGUGGCUUUCCGAGGACUGAAGGGCAGAAAACUGUAUCCUGUAGUAAGUGCAGUUUGGGGGCACUGUGAAAUCCGAAUCCGGUACAUCAAUGGACUCGAUCCCGAGCCCCUGCCUCUCAUGGACCUGUGCAGACGUUCAGUGAGAUUAGCAUUGGGUCGGGAGCGACUGACUGAAAUACACGGACUUCCUUUACCCGCCUCUCUCAAGAACUACCUGCUCUAUCAAUGAUGAUAGGAGUGCCGUUACUUAUUGUAAGGCAGAUUGGCUAUUCUCUCUGGGAUGCGUUUUUUUUUUUGUUGUUUUUUUUUUUUUUUUGUUUGUUUUUCUUUCCCGACAGACUCGUUUUCUUAACUGCUUUUCUCCUCACUUUGGAUUUUGGUACUUUGGGACUUUUACUGUUUUUACACCAAGGACGCCUCGGUCUCACAUUUUGAAGUGUUUACGGUCUUUUUAAAACCCUUGUUUUUGUGGCUUGCUUCAGUCAUGUCAUAUACAGAAUACACAAUGGGAGACGCACUGAACCCCGUGACACAAGCUGUCCCAGAAAAGAGUGACGCGUCUGCAUGGCUGCAUGGACAAGUGCAGCGAGUUUGAAACCUCAGCUGUUUGCUAUGAUGGUUGCCUCUAUAUUGUAGUUUCCUUUUUCUGCCAUUCCUCCAGACUUUUUUUUUUUUUUUUUU